CUGCGCCGCAUCCGGAGGGGCGGCCGCCAUUGUGCUUCGUCGCUGACUUCUCUGCUCGUAGCCCGAGGACCGAGCCCAGCGAGGAAGGGGGCGGCGGUGUGGCUGCGGCGAGCGCGACACUCCCUGCGGAGUGCCAAGUGGAAGAGGGAAACCUUAAGAAUGGAGUCUAAACCUUCCAGGAUUCCAAGAAGAAUUUCUGUUCAACCCUCUGGCUCUUUAAGUGCUAGGAUGGUAUCUGGAAACAGAGGAACCAGUUUAAAUGAUUCCUAUCAUUCUAGAGACUCUUCCUUUAGACUGGAUUCUGAAUAUCAGUCUGCAUCAGCAUCAGCAUCUGCAUCACCAUAUCAGUCUACUUGGUACAGUGAAUCUGAGAUAACUCAGGGAGCACGGUCACGGUCACAAAACCAGCAAAGGGAUCAUGAUUCAAAAAGACCUAAACUUUCUUGUACAAACUGUACAUCUACCUCAGCUGGGAGAAAUAUUGGAAGUGGUUUAAAUACACUAUCAGAUUCUUCUUGGAGGCCUGGUCAAGUUCCGAGAUCUUCCUCAAUGGUCCUUGGUUCAUUUGGAACAGACUUGAUGAGAGAGAGGAGAGAUCUGGAGAGGAGAAGGGACUCCUCCAUUAGCAGUCUUAUGGACUAUAGUCACCGGAGUGGGGAUUUCACAGCUCCAGCAUAUGUUCAAGAAAGAGUUCCUUCUUCAUAUUCACAGGGAGCAAGACCAAAAGAGAAUGCCGCGAACACUUUACAGUUGAAUUCAUCCACCAAUCACCAACUGCCUUCUGAGCAUCAGACAGUACCAAGUUCUAGGGACUCUAGUAGAAGUUCUUUCAGAUCCCAUUUUUCUCCAAGACAAUCAGAAUCAUUUCGAAACAGUUCACAUCCUGCAUUUUCAUAUCUUUCAAGUAGAAAUGAAACUCCAACUAUAAGCAGUUCGGAAAGGGCUGGCUCGUCUCAGAGACCAUUUCAAGAAUCUUCUGACAAUGAAGGUAGGCGUACAACUAGGAGAUUGCUGUCACGGAUAGCCUCUAGCAUGUCAUCUACCUUCUUUUCACGAAGAUCUAGUCAAGAUUCCUUAAAUACAAGGUCACUGAGUUCUGAAAAUUAUAUUUCUCCAAGAACCCUGACUUCACAGUCUCGGAAUAAUGGAGCAUCAUCUUCUGAAGUUAAUGAUGGCAGGGCGUCUGAAGCGUCUCAGGGAUUUAGGUUUCUUAGGCGAAGAUGGGGUUUGUCAUCUCUUAGCCAGAAUCAUAGCUCUGAACCAGAUGCAGAAAACUUUAACCAAGAAUCAGAAGGUAGAAAUACAGGACCGUGGUUGUCUUCCUCACUUAGAAAUAGAUGCACACCUUUGUUCUCUAGAAGGAGGCGAGAGGGAAGAGAUGAGUCUUCAAGAAUAUCUACAUCAGAUGUACCUCCUAGAUCUCAUCUUUUCAGAAGAGAAUCAAAUGAAGUAGUUCACCUUGAAGCACAGGGGGACUCCCUUGGGGCAGCUGCCAGCAGACCACAAGCAUCCGGAGCAUCAGGCAGUAAUGCUUCUGCAAGUGGAUCCACACCAGAUUUGCCACAGGGUGGAAGAAAUACAGGAAUAGCAGGGAUCCUUCCUGGCUCCUUAUUCCGGUUUGCAGUCCCACCAGCACUUGGCAGUAACCUGACUGACAAUGUCACGAUUACCGUAGAUAUUAUUCCUUCAGGUUGGAGUUCGGCUGAUGGGAAAAGUGAAAAAGCUAAAAGUGCACCUUCAAGAGACCCAGAAAAACUUCAGAAAAUCAAAGAAAGCCUCCUCUUAGAGGACUCUGAUGAAGAAGAAGAAGGGGACUUAUGUAGAAUUUGCCAGAUGGCAGCAGCGUCAUCAUCUAAUUUAUUGAUAGAGCCAUGCAAAUGCACUGGGAGUCUGCAGUAUGUCCAUCAAGAGUGUAUGAAGAAGUGGUUACAGGCCAAAAUUAAUUCUGGUUCUUCAUUAGAGGCUGUAACCACCUGUGAACUCUGUAAAGAGAAGUUGCAACUUAACCUGGAGGAUUUUGAUAUUCAUGAACUACAUAGAGCUCAUGCAAAUGAACAAGCUGAGUAUGAGUUUAUCAGCUCUGGUCUCUACCUAGUUGUCUUACUGCACUUGUGUGAACAAAGCUUUUCUGAUAUGAUGGGAAAUACAAUCGAACCAAGCACGCGCGUCCGACUUCAGAGGAUGAGUUCUGAAGAUGAUGGAGACCACAACAGAAGGCUUGAUAUUGCUUCACUUCAUUUAAGACAAAUGGAUUAUCUGUGAACAUGUUUGUUGAAACUGGCAAUUAAGUAUGAAUAAUUUCAUGGGGUAAUGCCUCGUAGAUUAAUUGACUAUACAUAAAAUGAAUAUAUAUAUACAUGUAUAAGUGUAAAUAUAUUCAUUCUCACGCAUACUGCUGAACUGAAAUUCUUGAGCUGGACCUUUAACACUGGCCAGCAGAUCUCAUGUUUAUAAUAUGUAAUCAAAAGCAUUUUUCUUUAUGUGAGGGGAAAGCAUUACCCUUGUUUUAAAUAUCUACAAUGCUCAUCAACUUUUUCUGUGUUACAUUACUGUAGUCAUAUUUUAUGGAAAAAUGUUUGUGUAUUAGUCUCUUUGCUAGUGAAAAAAAGUCAGAUAAAAUGUACUUUUGAAAUAAAUGCCAGUGGCACCUAAUUAGUUUUCCUCUUUAAAUGCCUUAAGUUACAGCCACAUUUUUGAUAAUCAUUUACUUCCAGUGUUUAAAAUUUUUUUAAAAGAAUGGGAAGUUCGAAGAGCAUUAUUAUGUUAGGUUUCCAAAUUUAAUUUGAAUUCUAAAUCCACUUAGCAAUAAAACCCUAAUUUUUAAGAAAAAAAAAGUGUGUAAAGGAUGCAGUAAUGAUGGAGAACUUUUGUAUUGAUUUGCAAAGACGCAGAUUAUAUUUAGCAGGCCGUGUGUAGGUGUUCCUUUCAGGAAUAGUACAGCUGUAAAUUAUAUCAGGAUUGUCAGUCAAAUGAUACUUGGUUAAAAAUUACUGAAAAUCUCAAGUUAACAAAUAUUUUUUUAAAAGCCCACAUUCAAAGUUUAAACACUGGUUUUCAAUGUGUUUUUAGUGUUGUCACUUCUUUAUAGAGAAAUAUAAUAUAAAUAACCUAUUUGGAUCCUGGUCAUUUUUAGCUGUUCCUUGAUAAUUCUGAGCAUUUAUUUGAUGAUUGUUAAUAUUUUUCACUACCUUUGCAAAAACAGAUAAAUUACUUAUUCAACAUUAAUGAGUUUGCACUAUGGUCAUGAGCUGUGUAAACUUGCAUAAUGAUUUCCACUGUCAACACCCUUAGGAUACACAUUUACACUCGCGGGUUUCAGAUUAGUCUCAUGCUGUGGCAACAGCAACUUUCAAAAACUAAAUAGAAACCAUGUACAUUGUCCAUGUGAAUGAACAAUUUAGUUUGUUGGUGUUAAUGUAAAACCUUGGCUUGAAAUAAAGUGAUACUGAUUGAUGUAUUUUAGUUUGAACUUUUUCCUUUUAAACUGGUCAUCAAUGAGAAAUCCUAAACCUCUUAGGAAAGAAUUUAAUUAAAGUUUCAACUUUUAUGUCAUA
Molecule: messenger RNA, 3554 nt
Organism: Rattus rattus (black rat)
Lineage: Eukaryota; Metazoa; Chordata; Mammalia; Rodentia; Muridae
Gene: Marchf7
Product: membrane associated ring-CH-type finger 7
Exons: 9
Coding region: 160-2262 (700 amino acids)
Biological process (GO): protein autoubiquitination
Cellular component (GO): nucleus
Molecular function (GO): ubiquitin conjugating enzyme binding; ubiquitin binding; zinc ion binding
Source: RefSeq, a predicted model, not a curated record